Limanda limanda (common dab) is the source of this 372-nucleotide messenger RNA. RefSeq names its product lymphocyte antigen 6 family member pge (gene ly6pge). The transcript is spliced from 3 exons. NCBI's taxonomy places the organism in Eukaryota, Metazoa, Chordata, Actinopteri, Pleuronectiformes, Pleuronectidae. The coding region runs from base 1 to 372 and encodes 123 amino acids. The record is from RefSeq and is a predicted model, not a curated record.
AUGAGAGCUAUCCAGUACUGUCCGCUGCUCCUGCUUACCCUGGUCCUGCUAACAACCAACAGUGAGGCUCUGCGAUGUAUUUCCUGUAUGGGCUCCAACAACGAGGACUGCAACCAACAAGGCUCCAAAUCGUGUCCCAGCUUCUCUGACGCCUGCGCUGUGGUGGUGGGCCAUGACAGUGGGGUGAUGAAGUCAUGCUCCUACAAGUCUUUCUGCAGUCAGGCGAACAGCCAGGGCUACAGGGCGCCGGGCGUCAGAGUCAACUGCUGCUACAGCAACGACUGCAACGUGACAAGCUUCGCCUCGUCACUGCCGGGACUCAACUAUCUGCUGUUGCUCCUGCCUCUGUUGUUCCACUGCUUUUUCAAGUAG